Molecule: messenger RNA, 835 nt
Organism: Solanum tuberosum (potato)
Lineage: Eukaryota; Viridiplantae; Streptophyta; Magnoliopsida; Solanales; Solanaceae
Product: topless-related protein 1-like
Exons: 3
Coding region: 86-433 (115 amino acids)
Biological process (GO): regulation of DNA-templated transcription
Molecular function (GO): protein binding
Source: RefSeq, a predicted model, not a curated record
UUUCAUCUAAAUAAUCAUGGGUUAACCAAUCUCAAGUGGUCCUUAUUAGAUGGAGCUCUCAAAUUGACUCUUCCUAAAGAGUCUCAUGAUCUGGAUAGGGAUAGCCAAGAUUUGUCGGAGGAAUUUGAGAAAGCUGCUACUUAUGGAGGAAAUGAAAAUGAAAGUUGUAUUCGAAUAUUCAAGCAUAGGGUUGAAGAAAAGACUAUUGACAACAUUUAUGCCCGCAACAACCUUUUCGGAAUUUUAUCUUCAAGAUAACAAUGUUAUUGCCAUAGGAAUGGAUGACUCCUACAUCCAGAUAUAUAAUGUUCAAGUUAACGAGGUUGAGGUAAAGACAAAGCUCAAAGGACAUCAUAAAAGAAUAACUGGGCUUGCUUUUUCGAAUUCUCUCAAUGUACUUAUAUCUACCGGAGCAGAUUAUCAGGUAAAUUAAUUUGAUAUAGGUGUAUUUCGACAUAUACCUUACUUAAAAGAAAAAUAUAGUUGUUGUGUUUUGGGCGAAUUUGUGGCUUGAUGUUGUUGAUAAUAGUUGCUACCGUGGAUGAACAAUUUCAGCACUUUGACCAUUUUUCUGCUACAAUCUGUUGAGGCAAAAAAUGAAAUAACUUUGCUUAUUUAACUUCUGUUUGGCAUGUUUAUCAUUACCUCAUGCCUUUGAUGAGAAUUAAUUAUUGCCUUUGAUGAGGUUGGUUGCUACAGUUUGACACCUCAUUUUGAAGUUGAAUCAAUGUUGUAUUUUGGCCUUUUGCUGCUCCAUUUUGUAAUAUUUUUUGAUCCCCGGGUUGUUGUAUUUUUUCUUUUACUACUGUUGAAUUUUAGACUAAGCUAUUUGCUA